GGCUGCGUUCGAGCAUAUGUUUUCCAAGACGCUUUUGAAGUCUGAGAAUAUUACAGCUUUUUCAAGGUCCAUUUGCCAGAUAACUAUAAGUGCUUGGAGGAUGGCCCAAGCCUCAGCCGAAAAGAUGGUAACUUCGGUUGGCAAUUUAUGCCUCAGUUGAAAGUCCAAGUCUGGAGAGUAUACGCCGGCGCCCACAAAGCCUGACUCGUCUUUGGAACCGUCAGUGUAAAACGAGACAGCAUUUCUCCUCAGGUCCUGAGUGCUUUCAAGGAAAAUAGAAUUAACGUUUUGGAUGUCAGAGUGAAAAUGGAUAGGCUUUUUCAUGGCGAAUGGGAUGUCUGGUGGCUGUAAUUAGAUCGUCCAGACUGGUGGUAACCGGGCUGAAUUCUUGGCUGAUGUUCUUGAUGACUAAUUUGGAGGCUGCAAUAACAAUCUGCUUCCUCUUUGUUCUCUCGUGGACUCCGUAUGGUGUUCUCGCAAUGAUUGGUGCUUUUGGAAAUAAGGCAUUGUUAACUCCCGGUAUCACGAUGAUACCAGCAUGCGCGUGCAAAUUUGUGGCUUGCCUGGAUCCAUAUGUAUAUGCCAUAAGCCAUCCAAGAUACAGGUUGGAACUGCAAAAACGAUUACCAUGGUUAGAAUUGCAAGAGAAGCUUCCCGCAGACACACAGAGCUCUACAACUGAAACAGUGAAUGCGCCAUUAUCUUAAAUCUCAUUCAAUUUUAUAUAAUGACUGUAGUUAUUUAUGAUAUGAUAUGAUCAAUUGUCCUUAUAAAGAUUAUAUUUCUUGUUAUUACAGUAUGUUGAUUGUAUAGUCUAUAUUAAUCUAGUAGCAAGUAAACAAUUGUAAAUUCAUAAAUGUGAAUAAUGUAAGCUUAAUAAGCAUAA
Temnothorax curvispinosus is the source of this 886-nucleotide messenger RNA. Its product is annotated as opsin, ultraviolet-sensitive-like. The coding region runs from base 330 to 707 and encodes 125 amino acids. Lineage: Eukaryota; Metazoa; Arthropoda; Insecta; Hymenoptera; Formicidae. The record is from RefSeq and is a predicted model, not a curated record. The transcript has 4 exons.